Messenger RNA from Contarinia nasturtii (swede midge), 2321 nucleotides. RefSeq names its product fatty acyl-CoA reductase wat-like. The record is from RefSeq and is a predicted model, not a curated record. Gene Ontology annotation, molecular function: alcohol-forming very long-chain fatty acyl-CoA reductase (NADP+) activity. Bases 597 to 2228 code for a protein of 543 amino acids. Lineage: Eukaryota; Metazoa; Arthropoda; Insecta; Diptera; Cecidomyiidae. The transcript is spliced from 9 exons. Gene Ontology annotation, biological process: long-chain fatty-acyl-CoA metabolic process. Gene Ontology annotation, cellular component: peroxisome.
CUCAGUUCGCAAAGAUACGACGACGACGACGGCAGAAAUAGCAACACCAAACAGAAAAAGAAGAAAGAAAAAAAAACUCAGUCGUCAUUCACUAGUGCCAAAGCAUAAUAAUAAGUACGGAGACAUUGAAAGGGAAUGUUCGAUAGUGAACAACAACAACGACGACAGCGGCGAGACACUGCACAAAUUUUAAAAUCAUUUCGAAUUUGAAUUUAGUUGAUCGGCAUUCGUUUAAACGGAGUGAACCCAAAAAUUGAAGUGCGCGCGCAUAUUAUCUUUUCUCUAGAUAAAAUAAUAAAACAUUUGGUGUGCCACAUUAAUUAAACAGUGAUUUUUUGAAAUUUUGUUUUUCUUGCACACAUAAAUCCAAACAGUUAAUAAAGAUAUUUUCAGAUACAAAACAUUCGAUCAAUUUUAUCCAAAUAUUUUCAACGGUUUUUUUUUACAAACGGAAAACUUUAUUGUGAAUUCUUGUGUGUGAUUUUUCUUCAUUAUUGAUGAAAUUCGGUUUAAAUUGUUUCAAUUUGCUUCGAUAUAAACGUGUUGCACUGUUUAACUUUUUUUGGACAGAAUUAAAGUAGAUUGAGAGAGAUAAAAUGGAUUUACUUACUCAAAAUAUAGCGUCGCCUAAGGUUAACACAAUCGUUAACUCAGAUUUAACGGCAUCGUUCGUCAAUAACAACAACAACAACAAUAUCAAUAACAUCAACAAUCAAUUAAUCAUGGACGAAGAAUUGUCUACUCCAAUUCAAAAAUUUUAUGACAAUUGCAAUAUAUUUAUAACAGGCGGAACAGGAUUUUUGGGAAAAAUGUUGAUCAAUAAAUUGCUGACGGCAUGCUCUUCCAUCGAUACCAUUUAUUUGCUGGUUCGAAAUAAAAAAGGCAAAGAUGUGCAUUCUCGCAUUGAGGAGAUAUUUGAUGAUCCAAUUUUUGACCUAAUGAAGCGUAAAGUACCGAAAUUUCGUCGUAAAGUUCAAGGAAUUCCCGGAGAUUGUAUGCAACCAGGGUUAGGUUUGACAUCGGCCGAUAAACAAUUACUGGUGAAAAAAGUUAAUAUCGUAUUCCAUAUGGCGGCUACCGUUCGUUUCGAUGAAAAGCUCAAGAUCGCAAUGCAAAUCAAUGUUCAAGCUUGCAAAGAUGUCAUGCAAAUUUGUAGCGAAAUGCUUGAAUUGAAGAGUAUUGUUCAUGUUUCAACCGCCUAUACGCAAUGUCCACAGCGUUAUAUUGAAGAGAAAUUUUAUCCACCACCGUUAGAUUCUGGUGAAAUGUUGAUAUUAACCAAAUGUACAUCAGAUAAAUUACUUGAGUGCAUCACACCUGUUCUAUUAGAUAAAUGGCCAAACACAUACACAUUCACAAAAGCAAUUGCAGAAGAUGUUGUCCAUCAACAUGGUGCUGGUUUACCAAUUGGCAUGUUCCGUCCGGGCAUUGUAAUUUCAACAUACAGAGAUCCUGUGUCAGGUUGGAUUGAUAAUUUCUAUGGUCCAACUGGUGCGAUAGCCGGUGCUGGAACGGGUGUAAUUCGUACAUUGCGUGCAAAUCCAAGUGCUGCAGCUAAUAUGGUGCCAGUCGAUUUAUGUGUAAAUGGUAUUAUCGCAACCGCAUGGAAUGUUGGUGAACGAUAUGCUGAGAAAAUUUGCCCAAUGACCGAUAUACCGGUUUACAAUUUCUGUACAUCGCCUACAAAUCAACUCACAUGGGGUGAUUUCACAAUUAAAACAACAAAAUAUGGUCUCAUGUAUCCAACAUUAAAAUCGAUGUGGUAUUUAUGCUAUGCAAACAAUCCAAACAAAUUCAUGCAUUUAGCAUCGAUCCUCUUCUUACACUAUUUGCCGGCCCUGUUGGUAGACACAUUCGCAAUUUGCAUUGGAAAGAAACCGAGAUUAUUGAAUACAUACAAACGAAUUCACCGAUUCAUGCAUGUCAUUGAAUUUUUUGCAAUGCGGCAAUGGGAUUAUCAGCAAGACAAUUUAAUCGAAAUGUGGAAUAGCCUAACAGAAAAAGACAAAGAUGUAUUCUUUUUCGAUAUGCGAAAACUCGAUUGGGAUCUAUUUUUGCAACAUUAUUUCCGUGGAAUUCGACAGUAUUUGCUCAAAGAUCCAUUGGAAACUAUUCCAGAAGCACUUGUACGAUGGAAUCGGCUGUAUUGGCUUCAUCAAGUCGUAAAAGCGGUGGUGUUUGUAGCUAUAUUGCGGCUUGUCUGGUGGCUGAUGUCAUUAUUCAUAUAGACAAUCAAAUUUGAUUAACAGUUUGCUUGCUUUCCCGCAAGCCGUUUUAUUAAUUAUUAUUAAACAUAAGAGAUUACAUUUUUCAAAUUUUUU